This is a messenger RNA of Ricinus communis (castor bean), 1687 nucleotides long. Its product is annotated as putative glucose-6-phosphate 1-epimerase. The record is from RefSeq and is a predicted model, not a curated record. Gene Ontology annotation, biological process: carbohydrate metabolic process. The coding region runs from base 298 to 1251 and encodes 317 amino acids. Gene Ontology annotation, molecular function: isomerase activity; carbohydrate binding. NCBI's taxonomy places the organism in Eukaryota, Viridiplantae, Streptophyta, Magnoliopsida, Malpighiales, Euphorbiaceae. The transcript has 9 exons.
UAGUUAUGUGAAGAGUAUGGUCUAAUAUCUCUAAAUUAUUAAUUUAUUAUAGUAAUUAAAUGUAAUGUUUGGAGGGGGUUAAAACAAGUAAUGUAAUGUUGCGGUUACAGAAGAAGAAGAUGAGAUUUUAGCAUCCGCCUCUUCACCAAUCUAACCUCACUCUUCCUUUCUUUCUUUCUUCCACAUCCCAAAAGUAUUGUUUCUAAUUCAAACACAGACACACUUUCUCUGCUCUCUCCAAUUCCUUCAGAUUCAUUCAGAAGCUUUCUUAGUUAUAGUUUCAAAAGUAGCCUUUUCAUGAAGAGAGAAGAAAUGGCAGAGGAAAUUAAGUACGUUAAGCAUUGUAAGGACCCAAACGGCCUCGAUAAGGUCAUUUUGCGUGAAGUUCGCGGUUUUUCUGCUGAGGUCUACUUGUAUGGAGGUCAAGUCACUUCUUGGAAGAAUGAACAUGGUGAAGAAUUGCUUUUUGUUAGUAGCAAGGCUAUUUUUAAGCCUCCAAAGGCUAUCCGCGGAGGUAUUCAAAUCUGCUUUCCUCAAUUUGGAAGUGGAGCUCUUGAACAACAUGGAUUUGCAAGGAACAUGUUUUGGACAAUUGAUAGCGAUCCCCCUCCUUUCCCAACCAUUACUGCCAACAAGGCUUUUGUGGACUUGAUACUUAAGCACUCUGAAGAAGAAGUAAAGAUCUGGCCUCACAGGUAUGAGUUUCGUUUAAGGAUAACUCUGGGGCCCGGAGGAGAUUUAAUGUUAACCUCUCGCAUCCGUAACACGAACACUGAUGGGAAGGCAUUCACAUUUACAUUUGCAUACCACACCUAUCUUUAUGUUACUGAUAUCAGUGAAGUGCGUGUUGAAGGACUGGAAACACUGGAUUAUUUGGAUAGCUUAAGGGAUCGAGAACGAUUCACCGAACAAGGGGAUGCAAUAACAUUUGAAUCAGAAGUAGAUAAAAUAUAUGUCAGCACACCUACUAAAAUUGCUAUUCUGGACCAUGAAAGAAAAAGAACAUUUGUAUUGCGGAAAGAUGGACUUCCUGAUGCGGUGGUUUGGAAUCCAUGGGAUAAGAAAGCAAAGGCAAUGCCUGAUUUUGGUGAUGACGACUACAAGCAUAUGCUGUGUGUAGAUGCUGCUUGUGUAGAAAAGCCCAUAACUUUGAAACCUGGUGAAGAGUGGAAAGGAAGACAGGAGCUGUCUGUUGUUCCCUCCAGUUACUGCAGUGGACAACUUGAUCCACAAAGAGCACUAAGUGUUUAGUAGAUUGGUUUAUUCUGGUGCAUCUCUUUUACAGGUGCUCUUUUGGCAUUGUGUAUUUGGUGCUGGAGACGAUUCUUGCUGGGAUUUUUUUGGUAGCGAGGCUCAAGAGGAAAAGUAAGGGAUGAUGCCAGGUGUAAAGAGAUUGAUUUGGCUUUUUGUUUUGUAGGAUUAUCAAAAUUAAGGAGAGGAACCAAAGGAAACAUUCAUAUAUAUAUUUUUUUAAAAAAAGAAUUCUGUUUUCAUUUGUUCCUCUUUUAUUCUUACUUCAUAGUGUUUCUUUCCUUUUCUUUUUCUUUUUCUUUGUACUGUUCUCAAUUCUUUUCUCUUGGAGACGAGGAGAAGGGUUUGAACCUUCUGUCCUGCUCUUCACUCUUCAGAAGGUAAUAGUAAUACAAUACAGAUGGAAUGCGGUCAUGGACCUGGUCUAUUGAAGAAA